Microthlaspi erraticum is the source of this 507-nucleotide messenger RNA. The record is from the annotation of a GenBank genome assembly. NCBI's taxonomy places the organism in Eukaryota, Viridiplantae, Streptophyta, Magnoliopsida, Brassicales, Brassicaceae.
AUGGAGAAUCUAUUGGGUCUUCUCAGAAUUCACGUGAAGAGAGGUGUGAAUCUCGCCAUUAGAGAUAUCAAUAGCAGCGAUCCUUACGUCGUUGUUCACUCCGGAAAACAGAAGCUGAAGACCCGCGUGAUCAAAAGCAGUAUAAACCCUGAAUGGAACGACGACUUGACUCUCUCUGUGACUGAUCCAAAUCUCCCCAUCAAACUCACGGUUUACGACAAGGACUUGUUCUCUGCGGAUGAUAAGAUGGGAGAAGCAGAGUUUAGCAUCGCUCCAUAUCUUGAAGCAAUCAAAUUCCGUCUCAAGCUUGAAGGUGGACUUCCCAAUGGAACCAUCAUAAUGAAGAUUCAACCGAGCAGAACAAACUGUCUGUCUGAAGAGAGCCACAUUGUGUGGAACCAAGGCAAGCUUGUUCAGAACAUGUUCCUUAGACUCCAGCACGUGGAGUGUGGUGAGGUCGAGAUACAGCUCCAGUGGAUCGAUGUGCCCGGUGCAAGGGGUAUUUAG